UCUAGAGCUCUGCUAACAAUUCUUUUUUAAUUUUGAUAUUGAUACUAUUUUUAGAAAUGAACGGAGCGAUGUUUUUUCUAGUCUUCCUCGCAGGGGUGUUCAUUGCCAUGUUCCUGGGGGGACUUUUCGGAGAGUAUUUUAAGAUACAUCUAGUUUAGCAGAAGCAUUAAACUCCGUGACUGCUGCAAAAGAAAUGAAGAAACUAUCCAAACAUGAUAAAGCCUUGAGAUUAUACCAGCAUGCCUUGGCACUAGCACCACGUAGUCCGGAGGUUUUGAACAGCUAUGGAGAAUAUCUAGAGGAGACCAGGAAAGAUGUAGUUCAAGCCGAUCAUAUGUUUGCUUUGGCAGUCGCUUUCUCUGAUACCCAUACUCAUAACAGGGNCGGGGAAAUACUCAAAUUCUAAUGUCAAAACAAAUGCAUGUUAUGAAGAAAGAGAACAGCUGUUCGAGUUGAAGAGAUAGACCAACAUGUUCUCAGGAACAUUGAUAAGAAAAAAAUGCAGUUUCUAGAAAUUGGAGAAAAUAGCGCGGCUUUAAAGAGAGCAAAAAAAGAAGCCUACUUUCAGUACGUUUACCACACUGUUGGUAUAGAAGGGAACACUAUGUCCCUGGCACAAACUAGAUCCAUCCUAGAAACUAAGCUUGCUGUUGCAGGGAAAAGUAUAAUGGAGCACAAUGAGAUUUUGGGAAUGGAUGCCGCGCUCAAGUUUAUUAAUCAGACUCUUGUUGAUAAAUUAGGAGAUAUUACCCUUCAGGAUAUUCUUGAAAUACAUAAACGAGUAAUUGGAAAUGUGGAUCCUUUAGAAGCUGGUAUAUUCCGAACUACACAGGUUUAUGUAGGAGACCAUGUUCCCCCUCCUCCCCUUCUAGUUCAUAGAUUUAUUCAAUGGUUAAACAGUUAUCCUGCGCUAUCCCUCCAUCCUGUCCGAUUAUCAGCUCUGGCUCACUACAAGCUGGUUUAUAUUCAUCCGUUUGUGGAUGGAAAUGGAAGAACGAGUCGACUUCUAAUGAAUCUAGUCCUUAUGCAGGCUGGGUUUCCCCCAGUGAUAAUUCGACAAGCUGACCGAGAGCUUUACUAUAGAUAUUUAUCUCUAGCUAAUCAGGGAGAUAUUAGACCAUUCGUCAGGUUCAUUGCUCACUGUACAGAGAAGACUUUGGAUGCAUACAUAUGGGCAGCCAGGGAGUACAACGAUGCAGAUAAGAUUGAGCCUGGAGCUGACCUCCCUUUAAACCUAAUAGAACAUGGAGUAGAUCAGAUUAAAGAAAACAGAGAUUACAGCAAUCUACCUCCUAAAGAUUCAUUCCUGGACUUCAGUGGGUCGGAGGACAGAUUAGAGGAUAUAGUUAUAUAUGCGGAGGAUACCAAGCAGCGGAUUAUUCCAGUUUAUACAGAGGACGAAACUGUUAUUAAGACCGAGCAUGUUCAAUAGAAAAUAGUUUAGAAUUCAACGACGACUUUUAGA
Messenger RNA from Eurytemora carolleeae, 1465 nucleotides. RefSeq names its product adenosine monophosphate-protein transferase FICD homolog (gene Fic). The record is from RefSeq and is a predicted model, not a curated record. Gene Ontology annotation, molecular function: protein binding. The transcript is spliced from 15 exons. Lineage: Eukaryota; Metazoa; Arthropoda; Copepoda; Calanoida; Temoridae.